Molecule: messenger RNA, 351 nt
Organism: Kluyveromyces lactis
Lineage: Eukaryota; Fungi; Ascomycota; Saccharomycetes; Saccharomycetales; Saccharomycetaceae
Gene: INO4
Product: Ino4p
Exons: 2
Coding region: 1-351 (116 amino acids)
Molecular function (GO): protein dimerization activity
Source: RefSeq, a predicted model, not a curated record
AUGGCAACGUCACCGAGUACCACAACUGGAAAGGAUAUCAAAAAGAAAUCUGAACGUCGAUCGGGCCCUAGGUUUGAUCCUGCUGAACAGCGGUGGAAACAUGUCUCCUGUGAGAAGAAUAGACGAUCAUCGAUAAGAGGAUCCUAUGACAAAUUGGUAGAUUUGGUUCCUGGCUUAUCAGAAAAGGAACGUCGAUCUGAAUGGAAAAUAUACGUGAAAAGCCGACAUUACCUGCUGUGGCUAUAUGCUAGGAAUAAACAUCUACGACAGAAGUUAAACGAGUUAAACAGAGAGUAUCCCGCACAUUUAUUUCUGGAGAGACAUGACAGCGGCUGUGAGCGUAAUAGCUAA